GUACAUCGGAGGGGUUGGACGCGUGAGUGGACGAUCCGAAAAGCGCACCUUUUUUCCCCCGAACCAGCGUCCCGUUACCACCGGUAAUAACCAAGUGCGGUGAGAAGCUGCUUUGGCUUAUUUAUCCAGGUCUGAUGUCUGAGCGUGGAGCUAUGCAUCGUGACUCUUGUCCGCUGGACUGUAAAGUCUACGUUGGAAACCUUGGCAACAAUGGCAACAAAACAGAAUUAGAGCGUGCAUUUGGUUAUUACGGACCACUGCGUAGCGUGUGGGUUGCUAGGAACCCCCCAGGCUUUGCUUUUGUAGAGUUUGAAGAUCCCAGAGAUGCAGCUGAUGCUGUAAGAGAACUAGAUGGAAGGACUUUAUGUGGAUGUCGUGUCAGAGUAGAGUUAUCAAAUGGAGAGAAACGAAGUAGGAAUCGCGGGCCUCCUCCAUCAUGGAAUAGGAGACCUCGGGAUGAUUAUAGAAGGAGAAGUCCACCACCUAGACGCAGAGUCACCAUCAUGUCUCUUCUCACCACCCUCUGGGUCUACAUUAGCCAGUCAACUAGCCCUUUCAGCGUCAUGUGACCAGCGCGCCCCAUUCAGCUUGGCUGGUGUCGUAUCACAUGACCCAGGCAUGGCCAGUCAUCAGGUUGCACCGCCUUUUGGUUUCCGAGCAUGCUGUCCACUCAGCCUUCCUACUCUCCAACCUUAACCAAAACUCGGCAGCAGCCCUCCUUCAGCGCCCACACAUUCCCGGCCUAUCUGCACGGCUGUUAACUUUGACAAAAUGUCUUCACAACAACUGCAGCACCAGCCUUCGGCUAACCAAAAAAAGCAGGAAAAAUCCACAACACCCCCUUCGCAAACCAUCUAAAUUCAACGCAACACCUGGCAAAACCUUUUCAACAAAUUCUACUUGGCCACCUGUCCGGCAUCCUCACCAUUUCUAGCUUGUUGAAAUCCCAAAAACUAGUAAGUUUUUUCCUGCUUAUACAGAGUUUACUGCUGGUUUAAAGUGAGACUAAAGCAGCUUUAUAAGUCAUACUUUAUUUUUCUCUAUUCUAAUCAAAGGCUGGCUGUGCAUAAUCAAAAAAAAAGGUAACUGACAUUGCUUGAACUAUAAAGACUUUUAAGGGUGAUAGAGAAAUCUUUUUGUUUGAGCCUUGGCCAUACAUACAAGCUGUAGAAAAGUUGCUUUCUUUGUUGCCUACUACUUUUUCAUGUGAAAUAUCUAUCAUCUUUAAAUGUUUUCUUUCCCAUACUAACCAAAAUGUCUUCUGGGUAAAGGCUAUUUUUCCUCUUAAUUGAAAGAAUGACGGGUGGGAUGUUGGCUUGCACCUCACUGUAUAAAUCUAUAAUGGCCAUUAGGCUUGCAUGACAUAAAGAUUUCUUAAUGCCAGUCUUUCACAAGUGGUGUUAAGGGUAAUGGCGGCAAAUCACAGUUCUCAGGUGCCAAGUAGGGAGUCUAGCCAAAGUGAAUUCCUGCUGGGGUUCAAUUUUCAUCUUAAGUCUUUAUUCCCCUCUGUAAAUCUAGGUGCUAGUGUUGUACCAGUCUGUAUUUUACAUAGGUACAAACUCCAUGGUCCCAUAGUGAUCAAAUGGUGGGAUUCUUUGGUAGCAAGGCUGAAAUGCCUGUUUUGUUUUUGUUUUGUUUGUUUGUUAUAGAUCUCCACGGAGAAGGAGCUUUUCUCGUAGCCGCAGCAGGUAAGGUUGUCUGGUGGUAUUACAUCUGAGUGAAAUUGUCUGUUUUAGCACAGAGGUAGUCCAAUGUGAUCCUCCAGCUGUUAUUCUGUUGCUGCUUCUUUAACCAGUCUGCUGUACAGGCAGCAAGUGGGUGAGGGCUUGCAAGAUGCAGUUGAGUUACAGCUGUAGCCCUUUAACUGCCCAAGUUCUAUCAUAGUAUAUACGCAUGUGUAAAAGUUAGGCAUUCGUUUUGAAGUAUGGUGUCUUUUGGAGUGAAUUUUGUGUGAAAGUAGCAGGAAGCUAGCUAAUUUACUCAUAAAUCUUGUUAUGACUGUCCUUAAGCAUUUGGUAGGAGUGAGAUCAUACAAUUGGCAUUCAUCAUUUUGUAACAGCGAAUUGUGACUACAGAAACUGUGUGAAGUAUUGGUGCGACUUCUUGUAAAUAGUCUUGCAUGCUUGCAUAAGCACUUAUGGAUUUUCAUAGUUCCAGUAACAUUUGACCACUUGGCAAGCUUUAGUUUCAUAUUCUUGCAUUGUCUUACUUUAAAUUCUGCAAACAUGUCUCUCUCAACCUUUUCCACCUCUGCAACUAUUAUAGGUUUGACUUGCAUGGAAAGAAAUAUUGCAGCAGAUUUGGUUGUUGUAACUUCCCCUCCAUUAUAAAGGAUGUCUUUUCUGUUGGUUUUCAAUCUCUUAAAGACUGGCAUCAGUUGAUAUAAAAUCUUGUGCUGGCUGAGAUUUGCAAUACCCUGUAUAUCAAGUGGUUGGUUUCAUUUUUAGUGUUAUGGGAACAAAGACACGUCUUGCUAACUGUAUGUAAGGACUGCUGAGUGAUUGUGUACAGUUAUUUUUAAAUACUGUUUAAAUUAUUAAAUGUUUAAUGUGUAAACUUGAAUUUAUGAUCUUCAUCCUUUUCAGGUCUCUCUCCAGGGAACGAAGAAGGGAACGAUCAAUCUCCAGGGAGAGGAAUCACAAGCCAUCUCGGUCGUUUUCUAGAUC
Pelobates fuscus (common spadefoot toad) is the source of this 2666-nucleotide messenger RNA. It is a transcript of the gene SRSF3, whose product is annotated as serine and arginine rich splicing factor 3. Lineage: Eukaryota; Metazoa; Chordata; Amphibia; Anura; Pelobatidae. Gene Ontology annotation, molecular function: RNA binding. Gene Ontology annotation, biological process: mRNA splicing, via spliceosome. Gene Ontology annotation, cellular component: nuclear speck. The transcript has 4 exons. The coding region runs from base 135 to 569 and encodes 144 amino acids. The record is from RefSeq and is a predicted model, not a curated record.